Messenger RNA from Melanaphis sacchari, 1266 nucleotides. RefSeq lists its product as uncharacterized. Bases 1 to 1257 code for a protein of 418 amino acids. The transcript is spliced from 2 exons. The record is from RefSeq and is a predicted model, not a curated record. Lineage: Eukaryota; Metazoa; Arthropoda; Insecta; Hemiptera; Aphididae.
AUGUAUAAUUUGAAAAUUAGUGCUGCAGCAUAUAUAUAUAUUCAUUUAUCACUAAAAAAAAAACAAUCAAAACAAAGAAGAUGGUGGCAGACACGAUUGUACUCAAGAAGAAACGAGUGUCUUGCAAAUAACAACACACUGUUGGCUGAUUUAAAAUUUCAAGAAAUUAGUGGCCAGUAUAAAAACUUUACGAGAAUGUCACCUACUGAUUUUGAGUAUUUGAUAAAUAUGAUUGGUCCAAAAAUUGCUAAACAGGAUACUUUUAUGAGAAAACCAAUAAGUGUUCAAGAAAGACUGUCAAUAACAUUACGCUUUUUAGCAACAGGCGAUCAUUAUUCUAGUUUGCAGUAUCUUUUUAGAAUAUCAAAACAAGCCAUAAGUCAAAUAGUACCAGAAGUCUGUGAAGCUUUAGUGGAAGCACUAAAGGAAAAUAUUCAGAUACCCUCAACAGAAAUAGGUUGGUUAGACACUGAAAAACAAUUUGAAGAAUAUUGGAACUUUCCUCACUGCUUAGGAUCAUUAGAUGGAAAGCAUGUUAUUCUACAAGCUCCUAUUAACAGUGGUACUGAAUACUUUAAUUAUAAAGGUACCUUUAGUAUUGUCCUGUUUGCUCUAGUAGACGCCAAUUAUAAUUUUAUGUAUGUCGACAUUGGCUGCCAGGGGAGAAUUUCAGACGGAGGAGUAUAUAAAAAUUCUACUUUAUACAAAAAAAUUGAAAAAAACGAAUUGCGAUUUCCAAAACCUAAACCUUUAACUAACAGAGAAAAAGAAAUUCCUUAUUUUUUUAUUGGAGAUGGCGCAUUUGUUUUAAAUGAAAACUUAAUGAAAGUAUUUUCCGGUAUACAUCCAAAAGGUUCCCGUGAACGAAUAUAUAAUUAUAGGCUGUCCAGAGCUCGGCGGGUAGUGGAAAAUGCCUUUGGGAUCAGCUCAUCUAUAUUUCGCGUACUUCGAAAACCACUAUUAUUGGAGCCUCAGAAAGCACAAAUUAUUAUUAGAGCAGUAGUGCAUCUUCAUAAUUUUUUGCGAAGAAAUACUACAUCUCUAAAUAUUUAUUCACCACCAGGAAGUAUGGACUCUGUUGUGAAUGGGGAGAUAAUAAAUGGCUCAUGGAGAAAUGAUUAUGAUAAUAGAACAUCUUUAAUUCCAUUAAAAAAUAUACCACGUAAAUCAUGUUUGGCUGCAAAAGAAAUUCGAGAAGAAUUGGCUGACUAUUUUAUAAAAGAAGGACAAAUUAGCUGGCAAAAUGAAUAUUCAUAAUAUUAAUGG